Lotus japonicus is the source of this 1241-nucleotide messenger RNA. RefSeq lists its product as uncharacterized. Bases 49 to 930 code for a protein of 293 amino acids. Lineage: Eukaryota; Viridiplantae; Streptophyta; Magnoliopsida; Fabales; Fabaceae. The transcript has 2 exons. The record is from RefSeq and is a predicted model, not a curated record.
GAAUUUUGAGAAUUAACAGGACAAAGAUAAUGGAGACUUGUGUGAGCCAUGGAAACAACCCAUCUUCACUACUGCCACCAAGGUUCCACCUUCCUUGUCCAUCCUCCUCGACCACCUCAACCUCUUCCUCUUCCUCUUCCAUGGCGCCACCACCACCACCACCUUCUCUCCCGUUCUCGCGCCGUAUCAUGCUCCUCCAACAAAAUCCCACGUUGGGAUUCCAAUGCUGAAACCUUUCCACCCCGAAAUUUCAGCAGAGCCAACUCCCAAGAAGAAGAAGCAGAAGAUGACGAAGAAGAGGAGUUUGGUAACAAGAGGCGGUGGUGGUCCGAUGACUCUCCGGGAAUCGAGACAGAAUCUAGUGGAAUUUGGGAAGAUGCCAUUGACAAUAUGUGGAUUUUCAAGAUUUUCAAAUCCUAUGGUUGGACGCUGCCCAUCAUCCUUGCGUCUUGGUUGCUUGCUACUGGCCCGAAAGCUUUACUUAUGACAUUAGCAAUUCCCCUUGGUCAGUCUGCACUUGCACUAGCAUUUGAGAAACUAUGGGGACGGUCCGAGAGCAAGCCAAGACGCAAGUACAGGAUGAGGAGGAAACCCCGCACUGCAAAUGGCAACCGAGUUGAGGAAGAGCCUGAAGAAAACCCGAAAACUAAUAAGGGGAAGAAGACAGGGUACCAGUCAUGGGUUGUUGAGAAUAAUGGAUCAGUUGGUACUGAUAGGGGAAACCGAGAAGCACCGAGUUUUGGUGGAUGGGAUGAGUUGGAGAGAUCUAGGCCAGCGACAAGAUCAUCUCGAGCCAUGGGGGGAUCCCAAAGGAUGCCUACAGAAGCUGGAAGGUUGAGUCGGAGAGAAAGAAAAAGUGACACACCUCUGCUAUUGCGGUUGCUCAUUGCUGUUUUUCCAUUUUUGGGCUCUUGGACAAAGAUGUUGUAAUAGUCUCUACCAUUAAGUUGAACUUGAAUGAGUUAGAUUGUGAUUUUUUUUACAUCUUCCUUGAAUGAAAAGAAGCCAAGUAGUUUAUUUUAUGAAGGUUGUUAGUCCUGUACCCACUUUAGCAACAUGUGUUUGUAUCAGAUGAUGAAUUCAGUUCAUCAAUUGCAGAAAAUUUGUACUCUUUACUUGUCUUGUUUUUAGCAGAAAGGUAUUUUGCACACCUCCAUUUUGGUGGGUCUUUUGAGUGUGUUGUAAUGGCAUUUCACCAAAUAAUGGUUUUUUAGCCAGCUUUUGUGAUAAUCUUUAAUUAA